AUGGAAUUUCUUUUAUUGAUCAAUAUUGUGGGGUCAUCGUUUGAAUAUCACGAAAAUGCUCUUGAGGUGAAUUACAUUAAUUCUUCAUUCAACAACGACCCAUCCAUGAUUAAAUUAUUCGAAUACGUCAAAGAUAACGUCUUUGAACAUGGUAAUUCAUCAAGUGGAUACAUAAGUGUUUCAAUAUUACCAUUUCCAAUGGAUAUAAUUGACGCUAAAAAAUGGAAUAAAUUAUACAACUAUUGUGAUGAAGAUUAUGUAGCAUUAGUUAAAUUUUGUAUUCAAAAAGGCAAUACGCCAUAUCUAUAUGGUCACGAAAAGUCUACCUAUACUCAUGGACAGUUUUUUAGGCAACCAAAGAUAGAAGAUGGAUUACUUCAUUAUGGACAAGAUGGAUUGUCGAUGAAAAUGAAAGCUGAUCGUAUAAUUUUUGAAAAAGAAAAAUCUUCGGCAACACCAUACGGAGCAAUAUAUUAUGAUUAUGAUUACAUCGAUCGCUUAAAUAAAUGGGGCAAAAUUGCUAUUUCUAGAUCAUACAAUGAACAGGAAUAUAUAGACUACUUCAUUUCAAACGAUUUUCCACUAAAUCGUUUAAGAAACUUGCUGAAACUUUUGGCCAAAGAUUCAUUAGAGUUAGUACGACGCCAAAUUGAUGAAAAAGAAAACACUGAACGCUUGUUAAAAUACAAUCGUUUACUCCAAAAAUAUUGUGUAAAAUUGAUCCAACAUUGUGAGGAAUAUUUGGAAAAGCAGGCAAAAAGCCAGAAAGUCCCUAUAACAUUUUAA
Messenger RNA from Trichomonas vaginalis G3, 786 nucleotides. RefSeq lists its product as uncharacterized. The transcript has a single exon. The coding region runs from base 1 to 786 and encodes 261 amino acids. The record is from RefSeq and is a predicted model, not a curated record. Lineage: Eukaryota; Parabasalia; Trichomonadida; Trichomonadidae.